Cannabis sativa is the source of this 9206-nucleotide messenger RNA. RefSeq lists its product as uncharacterized. The transcript is spliced from 2 exons. The record is from RefSeq and is a predicted model, not a curated record. Bases 949 to 1467 code for a protein of 172 amino acids. Lineage: Eukaryota; Viridiplantae; Streptophyta; Magnoliopsida; Rosales; Cannabaceae.
UUUUAAAUUGGUUUUAUAUGAAGAUAUUAGAGAAUCUCACAUUGCUAAUGUGUGAAAAGAUAAUAGAAUAUAUAAGAGAAAUGGACUACUCCUCCCGUUACCCCAUUCAGCUUAUUCCUAAAUUCUAACAAGAAGAAGAGGAGGAUUAGUUUUAACAAUCUCUAUUACGCCUCUCAAAGACUAAAGCAAAUAAGAAUAUUAGACUAAAACAUUUCUCCGUGUUUAAGAUUCCAUGUGUAAGAAAUAAGAUACAACUCUCCCAAAGUUUCCAUACCAAUGAGGAUAAACAUAAGGUGAACUGGGUAUUACCAGAAGUUGGUUUCAAACUCCACACGUGUCUAAUUAACUUCAAUAAAUAGGACCAUCAAAUUCAAAGAUAUCACCAAACAUAUUUUGAUUAGUCCCCGUAUAUUUAAUAGGAAAAUUUACAUUCCAGUACUUUAAUUUCAUUCUUUUUACAAAAAUAUGGUGUUGUCAUUUUUAUAUCAAAGUGUACCGUUUUGGGUACUGUUUUCAAUUUAAUUCACUUUUUUUAAAUUUUUUUUUAAAAAAAAAAAAAAACUGACUGGGACGUGUGUGAUGUGUGCUGACGUCAUCACAUCACGUCCUUCACGUCUUCCAUUUUUUGCAGACUUCAACUGUUCACGCGCCUUAUUGUUUGCAUUUGUAAUUCAAAUUGCAGUCGGUUUUAAAGAUUUAUAAUCAUUAUUUUCUUUUAUUUUUAUUUUAUAUUUUACCAUUUUUAUGGUUUUUUAAGUGUUUGUAUAAAUAGGUAAAGUUUGUUUAUAAAUAUACAUUUUGAGUUUUAGUUGCUCUGUUUUCCUUUUAUGCAGAGUAUAUGGGUUAGGGUUUCAUCUUCUUGGGGUGGUUUAUUUUCGUGUUAGUAAGAGUGUUUGAGUGCAUCAUUUUCGUUUAUUGCCUUGUUCUUAUCAUCUGUAAACCUAAAAAAUGGUUAAAACUCGUUCUUCAAUUUCUCCUUCGCAUUCUGUAAAGAUAGCUGCUGAUAAGAAGAAAAUGGAAAAUGUUUCUGAUGAUGGAGAUCGUGAUGAUUCUGAUCAUUCUGGUGGAUCUGGUGGAUCAUCUGAUGGUAGUCGUGGCUCUGCAUUGCAAACCAAGAGAAAAAGAGUUGUUGAGAAAGUGAAGAAGGAAGAUGUUCGAAAUGUGAAAAAGAUGAAGCAAGUUGCUGAAGAUUUGCCUGAGGAUUAUGAUAGUGAAGACUUGGAGGUUGAAGUUCGUAAUGAUUUGAAGGAAUGGGAUUUAUAUUUCAAGCCUGGUGAAAAGAUUCAGGGAAAAGUGAUGUUAUUCCCUAAUCAAGAUAACAUUGUUGUCAAAAAUAUUAAUUCCAAGUUGACUAAAGAUCAACGUAAGUUGUUUCGUGGUACUAGUUUUGGUUAUUUUUUAGAUAGUCAUCCUGUUGGUUUUCAGUCUCAACUAGUUCAUAAUGCCUUACAUAGGGAGGUAUAUUAGAAAAAUGAAAAAGAAAUGUGGUUUAAGUUUGGUGAUGAGAAUUUCAGAUUCAGUUUAGCUAAGUUUGCUGUUGUUUCUGGUUUACUGUGUGUUGGUGAUGCUGAUUUGACUAAGUAUACACACAGAGAAAAUGCUUUUGUUGAUCGAUAUUUUUGUGAUAAGACAGUGACUGUUAGUGCUGUUGAGCAUAGGUUUAUGUAUAGUGAUUUCAAGUCAGAUGAGUAUGCUGUGAAGAUGGUUGUUUUGUACCUUGUUACUAAUUGUUUGAUUAGUAGUGUUUACUCAAAAAAAGUUCCUGUUGAGAUUCUGAACAUAAUUGGGGUUGAUGAGUAUGGUAGUUUCCCAUGGGGUAUACCAGUGUUUGAAUUAACUUUGCACAAUUUAAAGAUUGGUCUGAGGGGUGUUAUUAAGGGAAAAGGUGUUUCUAAGCCUCUUGCUAAGGUUAAAGGGAAACAUUUGGAAAAGGGUCCUCGCUCUUAUAAACUUCCUGGUUUACCUUUUGCAUUCUUGGUUUGGUUGUAUGAAACCAUUCCUUUGUGCUUGAAGGCUCGGUUUUGUUCCUAUGAUUCUGGUAAACCAUAUAGGUAUUGUACAUUGAAGAGUAUUGGAAAUCCAAAUUCAAGUGAAGUUGAGAAGAAAGUUCUAUCUUCAAAUAAGGUAUUUUAUAUAUUUUGUAAAUUGUUUAUUUGUUGUUUUUAUUAUAUUUUGUAAACUAAUUAUUUUUUUGUUUUGCUAGCUGAAAGGAAAAAAUAUUGUGCCUACUGAAAAUGAAAGGAAUGGUUUAUUGGUCCUUACUGGAAUGGAGUUUAUUGGCCGAGAACAGUCAGAUGAUGACUUUGAUGAUGUUCCAUUGUCAAAGUUUAAUGUUGAUAGAGUUGGAUCUUCUGGUGUACAGAAGGAGUUUACUGGUGGUUUUGAUGUCGAUGGUGUGAUGCGUAAGAUGAAGGAUUUUGUUUCUAGGCAAAAGAAGACUGAUGAGUCUAUUGAAGUAUUGGAUAAGGUGUUGGAGGGUAGAUUCAAGGAGUUGCAGUUAAGUCUUCAGUCGUAUAUUGACUCAAAGAUCAGUGAAGGCUUGGUUUUUUUUUUAUGGAAUUGAAGUUUAAUGAGUUGAAGGAAGCUAUUGAAAAUAAAAAAUUUCUAAAGAUGGAAAUGAUAGUCCUGAUGAGAGUGAUGGCAAGGUUGGUUUUUUGAUUAUGUUUAUUUAUUAGUUUAUUUCAUGCUUCUUUUUUUUUCAUAUGUUGUUUUGAUUUUUUUUUUUUUUUUUUUUGCAAGAAUGAUGAUUUAAAUGAUGAAGUUUUUGGUGUGAAAAAUCAAGAUGCAAUUGAAACUGUUGGACUCGAUGAGAAUAUUCAAUAUACUCAGGUUAUUUUUGUUUUGUAAACUAGUAUAUUGUUUAUUGUUUAUUGUUUUUGUUUGAAUAUUUUUUGUUUAUUUUAUUAAUGUUUUUAUUGUUUAAUGGGUUUAUUAUUUUUUUUUUGUAGGUUUUUAAUGAUGAUGCUCCUUCAUUUGAUAUUAUGAGUUUUAUUUCUAGUAAACCUGAAUGGUUUACUGAAGAAAAAAAGAAUACUGAUAAAUUGAAUGAUGAAGAACAGGUUGUUGAUGAUCAUGGCCUUUUUAAGGAUGUUGUUAAAAAAUCUAAGGAGGAUAAAGAUGAUGGUGGAGAUGACCAGGCAAGUUUAUUUAUUUUUAGGUUUUUCAUUAUUUAGAUGAUUUGUUACUUUGUUGUUUUUUGUCUCUGUCAAAUGUUCUUUAUUUUUGUUUUGUAUAUUUACAGGGUUUGGGGGGUGGUGAUGCUGUUAAAGCUAUUGGUUCAGAUGAGACAAAUAAAGACAAUGUUGAGGGAAAUAAUAUUGAAGAAGCAAAAGAUGUUGCAGAUGGGAGUAAUAAAGAUAAUGUUGAGGGUAGAGCAGUUGAUGUAGAUGGAAGUGUAAAUGAUGUUGAAGGUGUUGCUAGUAAGGGAAAGUUGUUUGAUAGUCAAGGAACUGAGGAUAGUAUCACUGUGUCUGCUUUGGAGAUUAUAAAUGAAAAGAUUGAUGCUUAUGAGGGAAGCAUUAAAAAGGUUUGUCAUUUUUUUGUUUAUUGUAUACUUUUUUUAUUUAGUUUAGUUUAUAUUAUGAAUCAUUUUGUCAUGUUUAAUUAUUUUUAUUUUUUGUUUUUAGGAUAAGUCUUUAAAUAAAUUAGGGGCAACAAAUGUUGAUGUUUUAUCUACCUAUGGUUUAGACAAGGUUUGUUUACUUUUUUGUUAUUCUUGUUUAUGUUCUGAGUAUUGAUUUUGGUUUACUAUGUUUGAAUAUAAUUUUUUUUUUUUUGCAUGAUAUUUAAGACUGAUGUUGUUGGUGCUAAGAAGAACCAUGGUUCUCAAGAAAGUUUUUUUGUAUCUACCAUGGAGGUUGUUAAUGAUCAUUUGGUUUCCUAUGAAGACAGUUUGAAAAAUGUUUCUUUUUAUUUUAUUUAUGUUAUUUGGUAGUUUGAUUUUUUUUUUUCUUUUCACUUCCUUAUUUUAUUUGUUUGCAAUUGUUUUGAAUGCUAGGGAAAAUCUAUAAAAUUGGAGGAAACAACUCCUACAGUUGGAAAUAGAGAGAAGAAACCUAGUUCUGUAUACAACAGUCUGUAUACCACAGAAUUUGGUUCAGGCAGUAUUGGUAAACCAAAAGGUGGACGUCCUGGAUCAUGUGUUUUUGGCUUUGGCUUUUUCAAUGUGAUUGAUGAUGUGCAAGCUAAAUCUUUUGAUUAGUGGUUUAAGAUUGGGUUUAAUGAUAAAAACAAAGUGAAGAAGUUUAAAGAAUAUCAUAGGAAGCUUAAGGUUCCAUUGGAUUUUGUGGUUUGUUAAAUCGACGAUAAGAUGUGGUUCUAUGAUUUGCUUACUGUUGGGAAGAACUUGUCAUGCUCGGUUAGUGUGUUAUUAUAUUUUUUUUUUUUUGUUUAUUGUAUACUUUUUCUAUGUAUUUGUUUAUAACUUUGGAUUGUUUUAUGUUUAUUGCAGCAUAUUGAUGUUUGUUUCUACUAUAAAGAAGUUAAAGUAUGACCAGUCUGUGAAAAUUUCUGGUAACACUACUGAUUGCUUCUUUGCUUCUCAAAUUUUCGAUUUAUAUAAUGAGUUUGUUGCAAGUGGUGAAAAUGUUGAUUUGAUUAAGAAGGAUUCUAAGGCAGCUGCAUACAUAGCGGGGUUUUAUAUGUUAUGCUAUAAACCCUGGGUUGAGCUAAAUUUCGUUCUAAUGCGUGUUAACGUGAUUGUUCUUGCUCAUUGGAUAUUGUGUAUUCUUGACAUUAAGAUGAGAUGCUUAAAAGUAUUAAAUUCUAUGAGGUUUGUGAGGUACAAGAACAACUCAGAGAGUUUUGUUCGUGCAUUUGCUGUAAUAAUUCAUAUCUUACUGUCACAUGUUAAUUUCUAUGAGGGAGAAAAGAUAUUGACAGGAGUAGUAAGCACUGGCAAGGUAAAAAAGAUACUGAUGCGUUUGAUAUUGUCGUGGUUGAUAAUUUUCCACAACAAGAAGAUAGGUAACUAUCUUUGUUUUUUUUUAUAUAUAUAAUUAUGAUUCUAUGUUAUUGUUUAUUUUUUGUUAUCUGACAAUUGUUAUGGGUUUAUUUUGUGAUGUAGUGAUUGUGGUGUUUUUGUCAUAAAGUAUGCUCAUUUCUUUAUGCAUGGAUUUAUUGAUAAGAUUCCUAAGAAGUUGGACAUUGCAUUCACUCGUAAGAAGUUGUGUGUUGAUCUGUUUGUUCAUGCAAAGAAGAAGGAGUUGGGUGGGUACGAGUCUACUUCGCAGAAGCCAAGAAGGAUGCCAUAGAUUUCUGUAAUAGAACAACAUGUUGGAUUCUUAGUUUACAUUUUUUUGAACUUUAUGUGUAUUUUUAUGUCAUGUUGUUUUGUUUUUAGGUUUAUGUUUGUGUUUGUUUAAGUAACUGUUUGGAACAGUAAUAUUUUAGGAGACUCUUGCCUAUUUUAAUUUUGAAGUAACCUUUUGGUUUACUGGCACAGUAUGUUUGCAGUUUUUUAUGUUGUGUAUUUCUGUGAGACAAUAUGUUAAUCUUUUGGAUUUAGAAAUUAGUUUUAGUGUUCUGGCUUUUUUUUAUGUGAUAUUUGUUUAAUUUUGUUUGAUCUUAUAAACCAAUGACAUUUAUGUAUACCAUUAUAAGUGGCAUAAACCAAUGUGAUGGUUUAUUAACCAUUAAAAUGGUUGUAAAUUAAUUACAGUUAGUAACUGUACAUAUAUUUGGUCACUUGUUAUUUUUAACAUAUUAUUUCAUAUAGAGGAGGCAAAAAAAAACUUACUUGAAUCUAAGCGAAUUGUAAUCAUUUUAUUAAAAGUUGGUAUUAAUACAUUGAAAAGCUUUAUCAACUAACAAUUAUCAUUGUAAACUGUUUUUGUAUACUGUCUAUUUAGUAACCAUGUUUGAUGUUUACAUCAACAUUUAUUUAUUUUACUUCUAGAUCUUAUGAUCUUUUUCUUUUUCUUGGUGGUUUUAGUACUGGGUCAUUUUUACAUGAUCUUUUGUUGUGUCCUUUUUGGCGACAUUGACCGCAUACCACUUGUGCUUUUGCUUCAAGUCCAUUUUUGUAUCGUUGUUUCUUUGGUCUUCCGGCAUCUCUCUUAUGUUUAGGUGGGAGGACUACAAUAUUUUUUAUUAAAUCUGGUAUAUUCCAUAAUGUUGCCUCACCUAAUGGGAGUAUACUGUCUUCAUAUGUUGCCAUAAAAGCUUCUUUCGUGUAGUAGUAUGAGCAAUAUUUGUAGCAAGACAUGUUCCUUUUGCUUAGUACAACCAUUGCAUGAGAGCAAGGCAUUUCAUCAUAUUCAAAUCAUUGGCAGCUGUAUGUUUUGUUCUCAAAGUUUACUAUGUGAGAUCUGUUGUUGUCGUGUACUUGGUAUACCAGAAGAUUUGAUGUUUCAACCUGUAUUAAUCAAGUAAACCAUUAUUAAGUUUACAACAAAGUAAAUAUGUUUGUAAGCAAUUUUUAUUUUUCUGUAUAUAUAAUUACCUUGUACUUUAAACUCAUAUCUCUUUGUUUCUUUAAUGUUUUUUCAGGUAUUUUUGCCAGUGUUGUUGUAGUUUUUUGGGCUCUAUUCUUGUUUUCCCAAUACCAUCUUUGCACCAAUGAAUGUAGGCAUUCUAGUAGAGUUAAGAUGGGUAGGUCUCUUACUGCUUUCAAGGCUGCAUUGACUGAUUCGGCCAUAUUUGAUGUCAUUAUUUUGUAUCUCCUGUUCAUGCCAUAUAGUCUUGUCCACUUUUCGACACCAAUUUUAUUCACCAAGUAAUCUCUUAUUCUUACAUCUAUAUUGUCCAAGUCUUGCAUGCUCUUUUCAAAAUCUUCUAUGUUGUAAGCUUUAGAUGCACUAUUAAAUGCAAUCUUGAGCUCAUCACCUCCUUUUUUGAAUUUCAUUUUUAUAUUUUUCAUUAAAUGGUAACAACAUACCCCAUGCAUUAUAUCUGGAAAGGUCUCUUUUAUUGCUUUUAGUAUACUCUCAUGUCUAUCUGAUACGAUGCAUUGACCUUCUCUUUCGCCAUAAGUUUCCUUUAUUUUGUGAAGAAACCAUUCCCAAGAGCUGUCAUUUUCGGAAUCUACUACUGCAAAUGCAAGUGGGAAUAUAUGUCUAUUUGCAUUUUGUGCACUUGCUAUCAACAAAGUGCCUCCAUGUUGGUUUGUUAAAAAGGUUCCAUCCGUGACUAUUAUUGGUGUACAGUGUUGCCAACCUUUUAUUGAAGCACCUAUUGCAAAGUAUAGAUAUUUGAAUUUGUUAUCUUCAUCUGUUACUAGGUCUGUAAUUGUUCUUGUUUCAAAAGUAACCAAUUAGUUUAUUGUAUAAAUACCUAUGUGGCAUAUUAUUACUUUAUGUAGACGAAGUAUUUUAUUACCUGGGUUUGAUAUUUGCAUCAUGUAUAAAAUUGUUGGUAUCUCACUGUAUGAUUCUUGUAGGCAGCGACGAGCAUCCACAAUUGCCUUUUCUCUUGCUCUCCAUGCUUUUUGGUAAGAUAUAGAGACACUUUAAUCAUCUGCCAUGUCAUCCACAAUUUCUGUUGGAGUGUAAUCUCGUUUUGGGUUUACAAACUUGUUUUUUAUAACCUUUCCAACUAGAUUGCUUGUAGCUUGAGGAUGGUCUCCAGAAGUAAUGUCCAAUGAACAUGUAUGAGUAUGCUCUAUUUUUCUUAUGAUAAACAUGUCAGUCUUUCCAUGUUUUGAUGCUAAGAAUGUCCAGUUGCAGUUAUCAUCAAUACAGACUAGUUUAUAGUCUAGUUUUGAUCAUCUUUUUACCUUGAAAGGUUGAUUGUAUCUUAUUGAGUGAAGGCUUACUGCUUGUUGGAGGGUUUCCUUGUUUGCAAAAACUUGGCCAAUGUGUAUUUCAGCAACUUGAGGAUUUGAAAUUAUUUGAUUUGCUUUGGAGCUUUCUUCCAUCGAUUUUUGAAUUUGUUCAAUCACAUAAUCUGCCAUCUUUGUUGCAUAUUUUGUUCUUGUUGGUAGCAGUUUCCUUGUUUGUAAACUAGUUUCCCCAUUGUAGGUAUAGUUUACUCUAUCAUUGUGUUCAUUGUCGGUUGUGGAUGUUGAGAUGUUAACGAAGAUAGGAUAUUUGGUCUCAUCAUCAUUUUUCCUUCGUAUUUGUUCAUAAAACUUGCAUCCACUAUCAUCUUUGAUUCUUAUUGGUGGUAUGCCUUCCGUUACUUGAAAUUGAAGAUCAAUCGUAUAUUUGUUUCUGUCCAAAUUCAAAACUUCGUAUACUAUGUGAGAAAGCUCAUAAUGUGAACAAUCUGUUGGAAUUAGUAUACCUUUGACUUCAUAAUCAUCGUAUGUUGUUCUGUCAACCCAAGUUCCAUUGUAAAAAAGAAUCACUGUUCUAACAUCCAUAUUCCUGCGUGAUUUGUUUAGUUUAAUCAUGUUAAGUAUUGUAUACAGUAAACAUUAUGUAUAUACAAAAAUAAUAAACAUGUGAUAUGAAUAGGUAAUCUGUUCAUAAACUAAAUUUUAUAUUUAUUAUAGUAAGGUCUAUAUGCAGUUUUACGAAUUAGAUGACUAUAUUUUGAACUAUAAUAUUGGAGCGAUUACAAUUACAAAGGUUUAUAGUGUACUGUAUUUUUUAAAGUACUUAGUAUUGAUUAGUUAACUAUCAGUUAUGAUUACAAUUGGUAAACUAUCUGAUAAGUACUGAUUAAUUGUCAAAUAAUCAUGUUUAACAGAAUUAACAAACAUGAUGCAUUUUUAGGUGUUUUCAGGAAUUGGAAGGUGUAAUGGUUAUAAGCAGUAGUAUGUAUCGUAAUGUAUAAUAGGUACCUUAUUCAGAUUUAGUUUUCGAUGUUGUAGUUGACGUACUUCUUCUUCUUCCUCGAAGCAACGAUCUCUGGUUUUCGUUUUUCGUUUGUUGUGAUCAGCUCAUAGGUUUAUUGAUCGAUUGAAUUGUAGGUCGAAUUAGAGAGAUGAUGAUUUGCUUGUUGUAUACAGCAACAGGUUUGAGAGAUAUGAUGAUCGAUUCUCUAAUUUUCAGAUUCGUCGAGGUCUCUGUUUCCGUCAAUGGUGUUUUUUCGUUCAAGUUUGGUUUGGUUUCUGUUUUUUGAUUUCGUGUAUUAUUCCUAUGGUAUUUAUAGCUUUCUGUUUUAAUCAGUAGAACCACGCGCAGAGAUGGCCGAGAAAUAUGGAAUUGUGGGCGCGUCUCUUUCAUCGCCGGUGGUUCCAAAAUUAUUCAAGCUAAUAACAGUAUGCUUGAUGACGUGUCACGGCAUAACGAUAGAUUGUUUUUAUAUAACGUUUUUUUUUU